This is a messenger RNA of Psammomys obesus (fat sand rat), 6152 nucleotides long. RefSeq names its product solute carrier family 2 member 2 (gene Slc2a2). Gene Ontology annotation, cellular component: membrane; brush border. The transcript has 11 exons. The record is from RefSeq and is a predicted model, not a curated record. The coding region runs from base 83 to 1654 and encodes 523 amino acids. Gene Ontology annotation, biological process: D-glucose transmembrane transport. NCBI's taxonomy places the organism in Eukaryota, Metazoa, Chordata, Mammalia, Rodentia, Muridae.
GAACUGAGGACUCUGGCUGGUCAGCUGUUCACACACAUUCAGUACAGGACCUGGAGUAAGAGGACAGCUCCACACACACACAAUGUCGAAAGACAAGAUCACUGGAACCCUGGCUUUCACUGUCUUCACUGCCGUGCUGAGUUCCUUCCAGUUUGGAUAUGACAUUGGUGUGAUCAAUGCACCUCAGGAGGUAAUAAUAUCCCAUUAUCGACAUGUUUUGGGUGUUGAAGUGGACGACCGAAGAGCUACCAGUAAUGAUGCUGUCAAUGGCACUGACCCACCGUUCAUAGUCACGCCAGCAUAUGCUACACCAACCGCCUGGGUGGAAGAAGAGACUGCAGGAUCUGCUCACAUAAUCACUAUGCUCUGGUCUCUGUCUGUGUCCAGCUUCGCAGUGGGCGGAAUGGUCGCCUCAUUCUUUGGUGGGUGGCUAGGGGACAAGCUUGGAAGGAUCAAAGCCAUGCUGGCAGCAAACAGUCUGUCAUUGACUGGAGCCCUCUUGAUGGGGUGCUCCAAACUCGGACCAUCACACAUCCUCAUCAUUGCCGGAAGAAGCAUAUCAGGACUGUACUGUGGGCUAAUUUCAGGACUGGUUCCAAUGUACAUUGGUGAAAUCGCUCCAACCACGCUCAGGGGUGCCCUGGGCACUCUUCACCAACUGGCCCUUGUCACAGGCAUUCUUAUUAGUCAGAUUGCUGGCCUCAGCUUUAUUCUGGGCAAUCAGGAUCACUGGCACAUCCUACUUGGCCUCUCUGCUGUACCAGCUCUCCUGCAGUGUCUGCUACUCCUCUUCUGUCCAGAGAGCCCCAGAUACCUUUAUAUAAAGUUGGAAGAGGAAGUCAAAGCGAAGAAAAGCUUGAAGAGGCUAAGAGGAACUGAGGAUGUCAGCAAAGAUAUUAACGAGAUGAAAAGAGAAAAAGAGGAAGCAUCGACUGAGCAAAAAGUCUCCGUGAUGCAGCUCUUCACAGACUCCGGUUACCGGCAGCCCAUCCUCGUGGCGCUCAUGCUGCACGCCGCCCAGCAGUUCUCCGGAAUCAACGGGAUAUUUUACUAUUCAACCAGCAUUUUUCAGACGGCUGGAAUCAGCCAACCUGUGUACGCGACCAUUGGCGUCGGUGCCAUCAACAUGAUCUUCACUGCCGUUUCUGUGCUGCUUGUGGAGAAGGCAGGGCGCCGCUCCCUGUUCCUAGCUGGGAUGAUUGGCAUGUUUUUCUGCACCAUCUUCAUGUCGGUGGGACUCGUGCUGCUGGAUAAAUUCUCCUGGAUGAGUUACGUCAGCAUGACAGCCAUCUUCCUCUUUGUCAGUUUCUUUGAGAUCGGGCCGGGUCCAAUCCCUUGGUUCAUGGUUGCUGAAUUUUUCAGCCAAGGACCCCGUCCCACCGCUCUGGCACUGGCUGCCUUCAGCAACUGGUUCUGCAAUUUCAUCAUCGCCCUCUGCUUCCAGUACAUUGCGGACUUCUGCGGGCCUUACGUGUUCUUCCUCUUUGCUGGCGUGGUCCUGGCCUUCACUCUGUUUACGUUUUUUAAAGUUCCAGAAACCAAAGGAAAGUCUUUUGAGGAAAUCGCUGCAGAAUUCCGGAAGAAGAGCGGUUCGGCUCCCCCACGCAAAGCUGCUGUACAAAUGGAAUUCCUGGGGGCUUCCGAGACAGCGUGAGGAUCACCUGCCUAAACCCCCAGGAACGGACGAGAAGGGAACCACGUGUUCCCUCUUAACCGAUUCUUCACAACUGUACAUCUAAACCCAAGAGUAUUGUUUCGUUCCUUUUGAAGAAUGUGUACAGACUCUGAUUAGAAAUGUCGAAUAUUACCAAAGAAAGUAUUUUUUUUUUAACUUAGAGAAUCUAUUUUUGAUGGUAAAACUACUAAUUAAGUAAACUAAAGAGGCUGUUAUUUUGCUACAAGGGAAGUUCAUUCUCUUCAACUGAAAUUGAGGUACUUUUGACGUAUCGUUGUUUUUUAAAGCAUGUGACUAAGAAACCUAAAGCUACAACUGAUUAUAGAUAUAUACAUACAUACAUACAUACAUACAUACAUAUAUAUAUGUAUGUAUGUAUAUAUACAUUACAUGUUAAAUAUGUGUAUAUAUAUGUGUAUAUAUACAUACAUAUAUAUGUAUAUAUAUACAUAUAUAUAUAUAUGUAUGUAUGUAUGUAUGUAUGUAUGUAUAUAUACAUUACAUGUUAAAUUGGCCUUUUCUUCUCCACAGACCCAGUGCUAAAGGACAUAUGGCUGGUCUCAUCAAGGCUCACAUUCAAACUGACUUUUCUGUCACCCUUCUUCAGUUUCUCUCACAUGUAAUUAAGAGUUUGUGUUUCGCCUCAAACUAUUUUCUGCAUUUUUUUUUUUUUACAUAGAACAGCUGGGUAGGUUAAACUAUAUUUGUGAUGGAAAAACUCGUUUUUGUAGAUUCCAAAAUCUUCCUAUGGUGACAGAAAAACAUUGUAGUUUCUUGGAUGUAUUUUGCAGGGUUAAACUCUCAGGGUUUUUUUUCCCCCAUCUGCAGAGCCUAGAUUAACAGGUAAUAUUAGUGUCUAAGCCACGUUAGCUCAGCUCUGCUUUGGUCCUUUCUGUUGCGCUUCACUUGUUUUUAAAUUGCCUGUAGCAUUUUUCUCUGAGGUGUUAUAAGACAUGUUCAAACCAUGAGGAGUCAGGCAUUUUGCAUAUUGCCUCCAAACUCUAACAACUUGGAUCAACCUCACAGGGAAAUCUGUAGUAAAGUAUUGAACUGUUAAAAAAAAAUGUUUAAAAGUUUUUUAAUUAUGGUUUCUCAAAAGAAGUUUGUUCUCAGACCUAAUAAAAACUCCUCUCCUCUUUAACUUCUCUGGACACAGCCACAGGGGUUCCCUGAUAUGUGACAGUCACCCCUUCACCUGUUUCUCUUUGUCUUUACCACGUGCAGGUCCUAUAUUAACACCCCUACUGCUGGCACUAGCAUCUGUUGUGUGUUACCAGUGUGUCCAGGGCAGUCUAACAACCUCGCCUGUGCAGGCAGAGUGGACAUACUGUCCCUAAUUACAGUUAAGUUCACAGGUCUGAUAGUUAGCAGGCAACUGAAAUGUCUUCAAGCUGUUUUCCCACAAAGUAGAGCAAAUCAAUCAUUUAUGGCUGGAUGAUGAUAGAUGGAUGGACAGACGGAUGGAUAGACAAAUGUGUGUUGAAGAAAAACACUUAAUUUUUCCUUUUGGGGAAGGGGUCAAGGUCUCAUGCGCCUAGGCUGGGCUCUUGAACUCCUUCCCCAACUUCUCAAGCGCAGGAUUCCAGAUAUGUGCUGCCAAACCCACCCAGGGAAAGGCGCCUUUAAAAAAAAAAAGUACUUCUGAGAUGUGAAAAAUCUCUCUGAACACCUGUGGGUUUUUUUUCCUUUUUCUCCUUUCUGUCCAUCCCUUCCUUCUUUCCUGCCUCCCUCCUUCUUUCCCUGCCCCUCUCUCUUUUUUUUAUUUUAUUUUUUUCUUAUCAGUUACAUUUUAUUAACUCUGUAUCCCAGCCAUGUCCCGAUUUCUCAUUCCCUCCCAGCCCCUCCCUCCCUCCCUCCCUCAUCUCCACCAUGCCCCUUGCCAAGUCCACUGAUAGGGGGGACCUCCUCCCCAUUCAUCUGAUCCUGUUUUAUCAGGUAUCUUCAGGACUGGCUGCAAAGCUCUCCUCUGUGGCCUAACAGGACUGCUCCUCCCUUGGGGGGUGGGGAGGCCAAAGAGCCAGUCAUUGAGUUCCUGUUAGAAAUAGUCCUUGUUCCCUUCACUAUCCUGCCCCUCUCUUAAACUCUGUUUAAGAGUUUAUGUAAACUGCUGUGAUCUGGAACUGUUAUGAAGUCAAGACUGGCCUCAAACUGGUGGUGAUCCCCCUCCUUCUGCCUCCAAGGUGUGGAACUACAGGCAUGUGCCACCAUGGUAUUUCCAGUAUUUGUUUGUUUUUUCUUGGUCAAACUUGUUCAGUCUAAACCAACAUGAAAUUAUUUCUGGGUUGUUUUUUUUUUUUAACAUUGAUUUUUUUUUCUCCUUUGGGAACAAUUUGGGGUUUGUUUGGGUUUUUUGUUUGUUUGUUUGUUGUUUGUUUUACUUAAAACUUCAGGAGUCAGUCAAAAGUAAGCUGAAGUAGUUCAGAGGAGUUUUUAUGCUAGGCUGUGGAUUCAGAAUAAAAAUGAAGAUCUCUGAGUAGGGCAGGGGCUCUUAUCCUCUACUACAGAAAGCUAACAGCCUCUGAGAAGCUCAAAGUUCCAAUACUUAAUACUUUUACAUGGAUGAAUGUGCUUGCUAUCAAAUCAUGGUCCCUGGCCCCAUUCUCUGAAAGAACAAAUUAGUAAAGUUAUCCAAAGGAACCCCAAAGAUCAGUUUAAGUUAUAACUACUUAUUUUAACUGACCCCAAACUCAAGGUAUUCCAAUCCUGUAGUUUUCUGUCUCAGAGAAAUGUAAUUAUCCUCCAUUGUCCUACUGGCUGAGAUCCCCCAUUCACCACUGAGCCUACCAAGAUCAAUAGAUGCUCAAGGCCUUAGAUAACAUGGGGCACCCUCCCUUCAUCCUAAAUCAUCCCUAAGUCACUUAAAAGACAACAGAAACACUAUGCAAACAGCCAUCAUGCCCUAUUGUUUUAGGGAAUAAUGCCAAGAAAAACAUGCAUGAAUACUCAUUGUAGAUGCAGUUUAAAACUCCACCUGAGGAUACAGAACCACCAGGAUCAAUGAGCACUUCUCUGCAUGUGCUGAGGCAAUCUUAAAGGGAAACAAAAAAGUAAACAAAGCGUUAUAUAGCGAUGACCAAUGUACUUGUUAACAUCAUCCUCAUCAUCAUCAUCAUCAUCAUCAUCAUCAUCAUCAUCAUCAUACUUAAACUAUUGGCCUUCAGUAGUAAAUAACAAAAAUGGCUCUACUGGCAUUAAUUUCCAGGAAAAUUAGAGGUGAGUCUGAACACUCAAUUUCUAGGUAUCAUUUUUGUAGCAAUAUCUUCAGACAAAUGUGAUUUUUCUCUCCUGUUGUCUAAAGUACGACUAGACUUCCUGGUCUGGCCACAUAACUGCUGCACCGUGUUAUUGUCUGCUGUCCAGGCACUCAGGAAAAGGUUUUGUCUAAAUUUCUAGCCCCAGCCUUCCUAGGCAUGGUCUACUCUGCAAUGCAUUCUGAGCUGUAGUGCGGCAUUGUUAGGGAGCUUAACAGUCUAACGGCGAGGUAAGAAGGACAAGGGAAUCACUUGCCUUUCGCUUGCCUUCAGCUGCACCUUCUGAAGAUGUAUAUCGAUCCUUUCCUACCUCAGCAAACUGUCCUGAGGAGCAACUGUCAAGCGCUAAUGAUAGGACCUAGCAUAGAGGGUGCUCCACACAGCUACCUAGAGUUGGUGUUCACAGAAAUGCUGUCAAGGUAAACUUGGUGGCAUAGAACACAGCUCAAGUUGUUCUUUAAAAUAAAAGGAGUUUAAAAGUUCAAGAUAAUAUUUUCUUACUUCAAGGGGAAAAAAAAAUCACAAAACAAGUCAUGAUAAAAUACCACGGGAGAUCCCUAAUCUAACUCCUAAAUCUAAGUAUAAUAUUUCCAGGUUAUUCUGUAAGAUUUUUUAUUUUGUUUUUAAGAUGUGUUUUUGUCUAAGUUAUGUUAUGUCAAGGGAUCUAUGUAUAAUAUUAUUUCUCUAGAGAAUAUCAAAUACAAAAUAAAACACUGUAUGUUGUAUUCAAAUGUAAUAUAUAUAUAUAAGGAUUAUACUAGCAGGACAAAAAUCAAACCUUGUUUAAAAUUCUUAAAAAUUAUAAAAAUGUUAUACACCAAUGUAUAUGCACCAGACAUGAUUUCGUCAGCUUGUUGCAUGUGUAGCAGAUAAAAAAACUGUUAGGUAAUAUCUGUGUCCUAAGCGGGACAAUGUAUAAAGGGUGAGGUGCCUAUACGUAUGAUUUUUCACUAAAAUUCUGUAUUAGGAAAACAUGGAGGAAGGUUUAUUGCCAGUUACUCUGGUCACUCAGCCAGCCUUUGUAUUGAUUUCUAACUUGGUGUACGUUAAAAAAUUAUCAUAAAAGGAAACUGGCCUCAAGGUAAAAACUUACUAAAUUCAACUACUUUUUUUUUUUUUUUUUUUUUUUUUUUUUUGCCCAUAAAGAUAUUACUGAAUGCUUUGGUGCUACUUAAGUUUAUAUGAAAAGUACCCACAUUAAUAAAAAAAAAAUAUAUUAAACUGUA